Molecule: messenger RNA, 951 nt
Organism: Nelumbo nucifera (sacred lotus)
Lineage: Eukaryota; Viridiplantae; Streptophyta; Magnoliopsida; Proteales; Nelumbonaceae
Source: RefSeq, a predicted model, not a curated record
AUGUUUGUCGUCGAUAACUCUAAGUCAAGUGAUGAUCUCUCAACCAGACCAGGACCUUCAAUCCAUCGGCCAUGUGUGCCAUCAAGACCGAAACAAAAGAAAGUUCCUCCAAUCAACCAGCUUGAACUCGAACUGCUUCAACAGCGAAUCCGUCACCGUCUUCCCAACGUGGUACGCCGGUACUUCCUCCAAUGCGGAAGUGUUGGCAUACACCGGUACUUCCCGACGUGGUAUGUCGGUACUUCCUCCAACACGGAAGUACCAACAUUGGAGAAAGUAUCGGAGUACACCGUCUUCCCGACGUUGGAUUUGCUGCAAUUCCCGCAGCAACAAGUACCGGCGUACCACAAUUACUCCGGGAAUGUUCGGUCAAGUUGCCAGUCUCCAACGAGGAUUCCAAUCAUCAGAAAUUUUCACCCACUUGGCACGCUUCCCCACCGCUCUCUCAAGGCCCUGUCUCAAAAGUAUGGGCCGCUCAUGCUAUUGCAUUUGGGCAGUGUCCCUCUGCUCGUCGUUUCCACCAUAGAGAUGUCUAUGGAGAUCACUAAGACCCAAGAUAAUAACUUUGCAACUAGGCCUUCUACAACUGCUGCAAAGAAGCUUCUUUAUGGCUGCAAUGACUUGGGGUUUGCACCUUACGGCAAGUACUGGAGACAGAUGAAGAAGAUGUCUGUUCUCCGCCUCUUGAGCGUCAAGAGAGUGCAGUCAUUCAGAUUUAUAAGGGAAGAAGAGGUUGCUCUUUUGAUCGAGAAUAUAUCUCACUUAUGUCAGUUGCGCAACUCAAUUAAUCUAAGCGAGUUACUUACCAUUCUAUCCAAUAACUUGAUUUCUAGAGCUGCUUUCGGUAGCAAGUUUGAAGAAGAAGAUGAUAAUAGCAGACGGAUCGGGCCUUUGACAAGGGAGGUAAUGCCACUAUUGGGAAUGUUUAGUGUUCAGGAUUUCUUCCCUUAG